Molecule: messenger RNA, 588 nt
Organism: Tripterygium wilfordii
Lineage: Eukaryota; Viridiplantae; Streptophyta; Magnoliopsida; Celastrales; Celastraceae
Exons: 3
Coding region: 1-588 (195 amino acids)
Molecular function (GO): nucleic acid binding; RNA-DNA hybrid ribonuclease activity
Source: RefSeq, a predicted model, not a curated record
AUGGAAGCGUAUAUCGAUGACAUGCUAGUGAAGUCUUUAGUUGCUGACCAACAUCUUGAACAUCUUCAACAGGCAUUUGAUCUAUUGAUCAAGUAUAAUAUGAAGUUGAAUCCUGCCAAGUGCUUAUUUGGAGUGGCAUCUGGAAAGUUUCUAGGGGUAGCAGUAAGUGCAGUUUUGAUCAGGGAAGAAGAUAAGAAGCAGUUGUUGGUUUACUAUGUGAGUAAGAGUUUACUGGAUGCAGAGACCCGAGGCAGUGGCUUGGGAAUUGUUCUGAUUUCCCCAGAAGGGAGUGUGAUUCAACGGGCAGCUAGAUGUGGUUUCCAUGCAACCAAUAAUGAAGCAGAGUAUGAAGCUCUGAUCAUUGGUCUGACGUUGGCUAAGGAACUCAAAGUAACAAGUUUGAAGGUUCACUCGGAUUCACAGCUGAUAGUGAAUCAGUUUCUUGCUUCCUUCCAGGCCAAAGAUCUCACGAUGACUUGUUAUUUGGAGCUGGUGAAAGAAUUGCAACUGGCGUUCGUAGAGUUUUAUAUAACUCAAAUUCCACUUGCGGAGAAUUCAUAUGCAGAUGCACUAGCCAAUCUUGGGUGA